Ramularia collo-cygni is the source of this 441-nucleotide messenger RNA. RefSeq lists its product as uncharacterized. Bases 1 to 441 code for a protein of 146 amino acids. The transcript has 3 exons. The record is from RefSeq and is a predicted model, not a curated record. NCBI's taxonomy places the organism in Eukaryota, Fungi, Ascomycota, Dothideomycetes, Mycosphaerellales, Mycosphaerellaceae.
AUGUCUAUGAUCGCCCGCCGUACCGCCCUCCAGGCCACCCGCCUUCCUUUCCGGCAAUUCGCUACUCCAGCCCGUCGCACAUACGCCGAGGCCUCUGCCAACGAAACGGCCGAGAAGAAGGAUGUUUUGAAAAAGGGCGCAAAGAAAGAUCCUGAGCUUUACAUCCUCCUAACAAUCAUGACCGGAGCCUUUGCCCUCGCUGGCUGGCAUUUCUCCCGCAACCCUACUUCCUCGUCCUCGGAGAACCUUGUCGCCCGCGUCGAGCACUCCGAGCCGUGGAAGACUGGUGGUGAGGCGAGAUAUCAGUACCACCCAGGUGGUGACCCAAGCAAGGGAAAGAGGGACGCACCCAGUGCUUUGAACGAGGUCAUUAUUCCUGCGGUUAACUUACCAAAGGAAUUCCACGAGAAGUACAACAAGUGGGGCAAAGAGGGAUUCUAG